Rubroshorea leprosula is the source of this 1878-nucleotide messenger RNA. Lineage: Eukaryota; Viridiplantae; Streptophyta; Magnoliopsida; Malvales; Dipterocarpaceae. The record is from the annotation of a GenBank genome assembly.
CUCCUCUACUCUCCUCCACCAUAUCCAAAAUUCACCAUUUUUUUUUCAGAAUUCCUCUCGUCUUCCCCUUGAUCUCUGCCAUUUUCCCUCUCUGUUAUCCCAUUCUGCUGUAAUUAAAUCAUCUAAUCCCUAAUGAGGAGAUCGACGAGGAAAUCUUCGAUCGGAUUAUUAGUAGAAGAAAGUAGAAAUCCGACUGGGAAUUUUAGUACGAGAUUUUCGUUGCCAUCUUUCUUGAAGCGUGUGGAGAAGCUCACGGAUGAGCAGAGAAAUGUGAUUAAGAAAUUGGGUUUUGGGAAUUUGCUUCUGCUGACAAAUCAGAUGCUGAGUAAGAAUUUGCUCGUUGAAUUGAUGGAGAGUUGGAGUUGUGAGGAGAGUGCUUUUGUGCUGGUUCCUGGAAUGCUUAAAAUUACUUCGGUGGAUGUUGCUUUGAUUUUGGGGCUGCGAAUGGUUGGGGAUCCUUUAAUUCUCAAGGAGGAUGAACCCUUUUCGGAGUUGGAAAGAGAGUAUGGUGCUGCAUUGUGGAAGAGGAAGAUUGCGGUCUCGGCACUGGAGAGCAGGCUUGAGUCUAUUGGGGAUGAGGUUAAUGAGGAUUUUAUUAGGACCUUUAUACUUUUUAUGAUUGGCACGAUUCUUUUCCCGAAUACAAGUGGGAAGGUGGAUUCACGUUACCUUUCUUUACUUGAUGAUUUGGACAAUAUUGGUCGAUUUUCGUGGGGUGCAGCCGUGCUUGAGGAUUUAAUCAUGUGGUUGAACAAAAGAAAGGAAACCAGUGUUCAGUAUAUUGGAGGUUGUCUUAUACUUCUCCAGGUAUGGUCUUAUGAGCACAUUGAUUUGGCCAGGCCGGCUCUAGUUGAAAGCUCUUUGACUUUCCCCCGUGCAUGCAGAUGGGAAAACGUUAGGUCCCAUCAAAGGCAAUGGUUCACCUCACAGUUUAAGGAAUUGCAAGAACAUCAGAUAAUUUGGGAGCUGAAACCAACUUCUGAGGAGUUGAAAUUUGACAUAAUCAAAGAAUUGUUAGAGGCACAAAAUGAGAGGGAGGACAGUUCUGGUUUCGAGUACUUGGCAACUGGGGAUUCAGUUAAUGAUGAUGGACUGCAAGAUGAAUCAAAUGUGAACAAUGCCAGUGAAGUACAAGAACAAGAAGCAGCAGAGGUCCUUGUGCAACAACCACUUGCAUCCCAACAUUUGCCAGAGGUGAAAAAGGAGUGCAUUGGGUAUUUGUCUCCAUUACGUUGUUCAGCAUUACAUAAGGUGGAUUUAGAGCUCUCAUCACAAUCCCAGAACUCAUCCAUGAACUUGGUACAACAACAAGAAGAAGCAGGGGUCCAUGUGCAACAGCCACUUGCAUCCCAACAUUUGCCAGGGGGGAAAACGGAGUCCAAUGGGUAUUUGCCAACAUCUUGUGGUUCAGCAUUACAUAAGGUGGAUUUGGAGCUCUCAUCACGAUCCCAGAAGUCAUCCAUGAACUUUACCAUAGGCAAUGGAAACGAGUUGAUUAAGAGAAUUCAGGAAUUAGAAGCGGAAAAUUUGGAGUUGAAGAAAGAAAAUGGAACUUUGAGAAUGGAAAAUGGAGAAUUAAGGAACCAGAUCCUUUUAACAGAUAACUUUGUGGCUCGGCUAGAGGGGCUUGUGAUGGAUGAUUCAUACCCAUUAUAGUAAAGUCAUGGCAGACACAUUGGCUGGAUGGCUGCAUUUAAUUAUCUUAUGUAGCUACCAGAGCAGAAACAGUGGUUCUUGUUCAAUUGAAAUUAUAAUGCUAGACAGCCAAUAUAUAUAUGUAUAUAUAUAUAUUAUUGAUUACAACGUUAAUGUUCAGGGUAGCUAGUAACUUUUAUUUUAAUGUAUUUCAAUUUUUUUUAAUGAAGAUAUGGUGCUUUA